Molecule: messenger RNA, 1166 nt
Organism: Branchiostoma belcheri (Belcher's lancelet)
Lineage: Eukaryota; Metazoa; Chordata; Leptocardii; Amphioxiformes; Branchiostomatidae
Exons: 2
Coding region: 45-551 (168 amino acids)
Source: RefSeq, a predicted model, not a curated record
AACAGCACGACCAGUAACGUUGGUACAAAGUACAAUGUCGUAAAAUGAUCGGAUGGCGCACAUUUCAGGCCUUAGAAGAAGACGACAAACGACUACGAUACGCUCGCUACGUGUUCAUCGCGGCAGUGGUAUGGCUGGGCGUGGGUUUGGCGCUUGCGUUCAGUGUGGAACCCAUGGCGAUAGGCAUAGUGUUGGCAGUGCUGCCGUUACCAGUCAUAAUCUGUUACCCGGUGUUCAACUGUUGUGUGAGCAUUCAGAACGAAAACAGGAGACGGGCCAACCAACGGCGACCUGGGGUACCCCCUACCGCACUUCUCAACUUGUAUCCCGAAACUACUGCUGCCACUUCGAAUUCCAACACACCUUCCCGCCCAGGUACGAGUAAUGGCGGACAGAACGCUACUUCACAAGGCGCCGACCUUCCCACGUACCGCGAAGCUCGUUCCACUCAGCAGUACCCAGCCGUACCGCCGCAGGACGUCCCGCUAACCCGGCCUGAUGCCGGGAACGAACCGCCUCCUCCAUCUUACGAGGAUGCUGUGUCAAAUUAAAGUCGAACCUCUCAGGAAUUGUCUUAUUUUCAUGGUGAGAUCUAAAAGGCUUAGAUGUGCUAAUGGUAUUCAUUAGAAUGCUACAUGUAUGGUGCUGGAGAAAAUAAAUACUGUGUUUCCAUAUUUUCUGAGCAUAUGUCGCAUUACAAAUCUAUUUGUAUUCCUUGCUAGCAUUAAAGAGUGGCAGUAGGCAAAUAGACCUCUGCAGUCAAUGACCCGUUCUGUUAGGUGUUUGAACAUUCAAACGAACUUGUGCAGCCAAGCAUUAUACACCUCGCAUUCAAUUUGUAAGAAGAAGACGUAGCUUUGCAAUUAGUUUUCUACACUUUUGUAAUAAAAAGGAAAUUAAUUCGUUACACACCGCAUUCAUUUUAGCAAUAAAAUUGUGGUUUUGUAUUUAAUUUGCGACACAUCGCAUUCAUUUUUGUUAUAAAGAAAUUGUGGUUUUGUAGGUAAUUUGCCUUGUCCUCAAUCUAUUACUUGUUCUUCCAAGUCAGCUUUGCCAAUACAGAUGAUUGCAAUUUUCUAGUGUAACAUAAAUGUAUAUAAUGAUGUAAUUUCUAUAUGAUGAACAUAUGUACAAAUUGCUACGUAUAAUCUAAUCUGCGAAUUCAA